CUGAGUGAGGCCUUAUAAGGCGGAUAUACAGUGACGUCAUAAGCACGGUAGCAUGGCACACGCUUGCUCCUUCAGUGCGUUAGCGUAAAGGGGAAAACACAUACGCGCACACAUAUACACACACAAAUACAUACACACACACACAUACACACACAAAUACAUACACACAAAACACACACAGAGAUUAAUAGAUGUGUACAUAUAUCUAUACAUAUACACAACUACCACCACGAGUAAAUACGUAUAUAUACACAUAAAUAUACAUAUAUAUAUACGCAUUAAUAUAUGUAUAUAUAUAUUUAUACAGUUAACGCCACACACAUAUAUACACAUCGAUACUAACGUAUUUAUACAUACACACACAUGCACAUAUACAUAGUCCUAAAUACACACGCACACACGCACACAUAUAGCGCGCACUCUAAAAAUGGUGGAACCAGCUAAAGAAAAAGAAUUCCUUCGAAAGAAAUUUCGUGUGGAAGAAGUGCUGAAGAAAAAGUUUAAGAUGUGCGAUGGAGGUUUAUUCGAAGUUCAAGAUAACAUCAACAUGUUUCCAGUUUUCAAUCCUGUGCUGCAGUCACCGGCGACCAACCAUGUAUCAUCUCCAGUCUCUCUUGCACCAUCAUUCACUCGUCCUAGCCGUGGAGUCGCUACAGCUUUUCCAUUACCCCAGCUGCAGUCACUCAACCAAACAUCGGUGCCACAAGUUGCUGCCAAACUUCGCCAUUCUCAACCUCAACAUUCUUAUUAUCACCAUCAAAUGCAGCAUUUUCCCAAAUCAUCCCAGCAGCAGCAUCAACAACAGCAGCAACAACAGCAGCAGCAGCAGCAGCAGCAGCACCUCCAGCAUCACAGACAACAGCAACAGCAGCAGCAGAUACAGUUGCCACAAAUACAUCAUCUACAGCAGUUGAAGCAGCAACAACAGCAGCAUCAUCUGCAGCAGCAGAAACAUCAACAAGAAGAACAUAAGCUACUCUCACAGUCACCCCAUCAUGUGUCACUACCAUCACAACAUCAUCAACAACAUCAUCAUCAUCAACAACAACAACAACAACAUCACCAUCACCAACAACAACAACAGCAGCAACAACAACAACAACAACAACAGCAGCAGCAGCAGCCAAUGUUUCGAGUGUACUCUCCUAUUCAAGAACCAGGUGAAAUACUGUUACCUCCCCUGCAGCCAGUCAACCAGAAACAUCUGUUAUCAUCGGUGCAUGAAAAUGUAUUGAUGCCUCACCAAGACCAGCCACAGCAAUGUCAAGAUGGCCAGAAGAAAGCUAUACCUCAGCCAAACCCCGAACCACAAUCAAAAGAAAUUGAGAAGGACCACAAAAGUACCCAGGUACAAUCCCAUGUCAAUACAACAGUUGGCUAUCAGAAGGUGGAGAAAACAUGUCCAAUGCGAUUCAUUGAUUUAUUGAAGAAUUUAAGCCACGUUGAAGGUACAAUUGCUUGGUGCAUGGACCUAGGCCUGAUUCCGUCAUCUCAUACAUGUCACCGGUGUGGUGCAAUGAUGCAACUAAAACCUUGUCCAGCUACUGUGACAAGUGAUGGUUACAUAUGGCAGUGUAACAAACAAAAAUCUGGUGUCAAAUGUGACACUUCUCGGUCACUGCGAGCAGGCAGCUGGUUCUCCCAGAGCAAUCUGACUCUUGAAGAAGUUUUACAGAUCACAUAUUGGUGGACACAAUGUGUUUCUGAAGACUUCCUUGUUUACCAAACUGCAGUUAGUAAACCGUCUGUUCUUGAUUGGUGCAAUUAUUGCCAGGAACUCUGUUUGACCUACUUGAUGAAACAGAGCCAAUCCAUCGGAGGACCAGGAACAGUUGUAGAAAUCGAUGAAGCCAUGUUUUAUGGUCGGAAUGGUCACCGUUUGUCUGGUCAGUGGAUUUUCAGUGGCAUUCAACAGAAAAGUAACUGGUCUUGCUUUAUCUUCCCAGUUGGAGAAAAAACAGAUGGAACUGGUCUUAUAGAGGUUAUUGAACGCUGGGUGAAACCUGGCACGACAGUCCUGUGUAACUGGAACCCUACUGAUCGUCUCACCGACGAUGGACAUACAUACCUGAAGUUUACAUACAAUAUGACCUUCAAGUGUGUUGAGGAUAUGGAGGUGAAUGAUGGAAGCAUCAAUGAGAAUGGUGAUUUGUCUCUGAAGGACACCCCUGUGAUUGCAAAGAAUUUCUGGAAGGAAAUUCGUGCAUCUUCCACGUCAACAGAUAAUGUGACCUGUGAAACUAUAACAUUUGAUAGUGCAAUGGCAGAAAGUAUCUGGCGUAAACAACAGGGAGAAGAAGAUAUCUUUCUUUCAUUUAUCAAAGCUGUUAAAUUUGCCUAUAGUUAGUGACUAGGUUAGGCUGGAUAGUCCUUCCAAAGGUGAGACUUUGAGGUCAGUUGUGAGGAAAAAGAACAAAUUUAAAAAAAUAUAUUGCACAAAUUGGUCAUGGUUUGAGGGGAACAUUGAUGAGAAAGUGACGUUUGGCAUCGUGUGAUGGAAGAAAGAAAUAGAAGGAAUUCAUCAAAGAUUCCCGCUUCUUAGCCAUUGAUGCUACUGUCUGUCGGCAUUCCCCACCCCCAGGAAAUGUCAUCAUGUGUCCCCCCUCCCCCACUACUCUCAAUAUUGGUGGAAAGGCAUGUUCAUCACCAGACAUUCUUCACAUAUUGUUUUGGAAACAAAAGAAAAAUAUUACAUAAACUUACCAAAUCUCUAUGAUUUCUUCAAACUUUCCAUUACCUGACAUUUUAUGAAGAGAAUGGUAGAUUUAUGAAGAGAAUGGUAGAUUUAUGAAGAUAGAUGAAUAAUGAAGAGGAGACAGACAUCCUUGCCAAAUUCAUUAUCAAGGUCAUUCAGUACAGUUUCUCUCUCUCUCUCUCUCUCUCUCUCUCUCUCUCUCUCUCUCUCUCUAUCUCUCUCUUUUUCUCUCCCUCUCUCUUUCUUUCUCUCUCUUUUAUCAUGCACAGAAACAUUCCAAGUGCAUGCACUGGUGAAAAAAAUGGAUAAAAGCACACAUUUACACAUGUAUGUAUAUAUGUACAAACACAAACAUCUAUACAAACACACUCACAUUCACACAGACACAUACACACACUCAUAUAUAUGUACAUACAUACAU
Molecule: messenger RNA, 3116 nt
Organism: Octopus bimaculoides (California two-spot octopus)
Lineage: Eukaryota; Metazoa; Mollusca; Cephalopoda; Octopoda; Octopodidae
Source: RefSeq, a predicted model, not a curated record